AUGUCGCGAGUGACAGAAAAAGCACAGGAUGAAUUAUCUUCUCUAGCUGACAGAAAUGUAGACAGCACAGACUCUGAUCUGCGUUACAUGGCAUAUGCUGCUCGUCUCAGGACUGCAGUGCGUGCCGGCAGUCGUUACAUUGCAUAUACCAGUGAUGUCGGAGAGGCAUUCCGUCCCGUAGUACCUCCUGCCAUAGUUACCGCAUGCUACGGUAUUUCAUGGCUAUAUCUCGCUGGCGACGUGGGCUACGAGGCGUAUAAGACUCAUAGACGCGGGCCCAGCCCAAUAGAAGCUGCCCAUUUCUCUGAGCCGACGAGAGUAGGCAUGGUAGCCGUCAAACGUGCGGUUUUCCAAUCCGUAGCAUCAAUGGCGCUGCCCGCAUUCACUAUUCAUACCGCCGUCAACCAAGCAAAAAAAGCUUUCACGAACGUGCAGAACAAGAGAUUGAAGACUUGGGGUCCAACUAUCAGUGGACUUGCUAUCGUCCCUUUCCUGCCAUACAUAUUCGAUCAUCCCGUUGAGACGGCAACGGACAAGGCAUUCGAGUGGAUUGAGAAGAGGAUAAUUGAGAGUCAGGACGCUAGAGAGAAGCCAGAAUCGUAA
Suillus subalutaceus is the source of this 603-nucleotide messenger RNA. Its product is annotated as mitochondrial 18 KDa protein-domain-containing protein. The transcript is spliced from 4 exons. Gene Ontology annotation, cellular component: mitochondrion. Lineage: Eukaryota; Fungi; Basidiomycota; Agaricomycetes; Boletales; Suillaceae. Bases 1 to 603 code for a protein of 200 amino acids. The record is from RefSeq and is a predicted model, not a curated record. Gene Ontology annotation, biological process: mitochondrial fission.